CAACGUUCAGUAACAUCAGUUGAUGCACAUCUCCUUGAGAACUUACAAUCAUUCCCGGUUCUGACAGAGUGAAGCGUUCGUAUUCUGUGUAUAUUUAUUAUUAGGUGUCGGCAUGAGCGAGCAUAGCGCAGCCAAUACAGACACUCCCGAGAGCUUUUCCGUCAGCGACAAACCGCGCAUCGCUAUCAACGACCUUCCCCCGGAUGUUCUCCUUGUAAUAUUUCGUGAAUUGCUCCUUACUGUCCGGCAGCCCAUGUUCUGGGGAAUGUAUGCCAUAGGCUGGAAUGACAGUCACCUGGAAUCCUGGCCAUCGUACGACAGCUCCAUGCCCCGGCAUGCGUUCCCGGAGUCGAUCGCCUCUGUCUGUUGCUAUUGGCGAGAGAUCAUGUCGACCCUGUCCUUCUUCUGGACGCGUUUGGUCAUAUGGGUCGGCCAGGAGCCUACACCACUCUCGACCAUACACGACUACCUUGCUUGGUCUCAGGAUGGGCUCCUCGACAUCUAUAUUCUUCGCAAGGCUGAUCCGUCCAUCGAGCGGGACCCCAUGGAGAAGAUGCAGGUGAAGAACGUCAUGGAGAUACUCCUUCCUCACAUGAAACGUUGGAGACUUCUCUGCGUGAAGCUCCUCCAGUCCACCUCGCUCCCGCUUCCUCGGAUUGACCUCGUUGGCCGCGCAAACAGACUCGUCAAGCUUCAAAUGCAUUUCGACAUUGACGAUUGUGUCGCGAGUCCGGAAGCAGCACCGCCUGUGAUCGGCGAGUUCCACACGCCCGUACUGGAGAAGCUCCAUAUGGGUGGCUUCCACUUUCGGGAGGCAUACUCGAAGCCAUUCCCGCAGACCCCAAUGCCCCCAGGCUCAGCUACGUCAACAUCUCAGAUUACGACUCACGCCUGCCUCAAUUUCCCCUGAUGGACCUACUUUCUUGCCUGGUGAGCUGCAAGAAGAUGUCCAAAGUCCGGUUCGCGAACCUCGAGCUCGACUGCUCUUACACGGGACCCCCUAUCAUGGAGCACGGAAUCGACUGGUACGUCGACGCGGACUUCGUCGAGAUGGGCGGCCACGUCAUCACCGAGUACAACCGCCUCCUCGGCUACCCCUACGUCGAGACCGUGUCGUACACGCGGUGCUCGUUGGAGCGCCCCGCCGCACUCGGCGAGUCGUACUACAUCAACCUGGAC
Fomitopsis serialis is the source of this 1179-nucleotide messenger RNA. RefSeq lists its product as uncharacterized. NCBI's taxonomy places the organism in Eukaryota, Fungi, Basidiomycota, Agaricomycetes, Polyporales, Fomitopsidaceae. Bases 113 to 910 code for a protein of 265 amino acids. The transcript is spliced from 2 exons. The record is from RefSeq and is a predicted model, not a curated record.